This is a messenger RNA of Pipistrellus nathusii (Nathusius's pipistrelle), 3141 nucleotides long. NCBI's taxonomy places the organism in Eukaryota, Metazoa, Chordata, Mammalia, Chiroptera, Vespertilionidae. The record is from the annotation of a GenBank genome assembly.
AUGGCAGUGCAGCUGGUGCCAGACUCCGCGCUCAGCCUGCUGAUGAUGACGGAGGGCCGUCGAUGUCAAGUACAUCUUCUUGAUGACAGGAAGUUGGAACUCCUAGUACAGCCCAAGCUUUUGGCCAAGGAGCUGCUUGACCUCGUGGCAUCUCACUUCAAUCUGAAGGAAAAGGAAUACUUUGGAAUAGCCUUCACAGAUGAGACGGGACACUUAAACUGGCUCCAGCUAGAUCGAAGAGUCUUAGAACACGACUUUCCUAAAAAGUCAGGACCAGUGGUUUUAUACUUCUGUGUCAGGUUCUACAUAGAGAGCAUUUCAUACCUAAAAGAUAAUGCCACCAUUGAGCUCUUCUUUCUGAACGCUAAGUCCUGUAUCUACAAGGAGCUGAUUGAUGUGGACAGCGAGGUGGUGUUUGAAUUAGCCUCCUACAUUUUACAGGAGGCGAAGGGAGAUUUUUCUAGCAAUGAAGUGGUGAGGAGUGACUUGAAGAAGCUACCAGCGCUUCCCACCCAAGCCCUGAAGGAGCACCCUUCCCUGGCCUACUGUGAGGACCGAGUGAUUGAGUACUACAAAAAACUGAAUGGCCAGACCAGAGGGCAAGCAAUUGUGAACUACAUGAGUAUCGUGGAGUCUCUCCCAACCUAUGGGGUUCACUAUUAUGCAGUGAAGGACAAACAGGGGAUCCCGUGGUGGCUGGGACUGAGCUACAAAGGAAUCUUCCAGUAUGACUACCAUGACAAAGUGAAGCCACGGAAGAUAUUCCAGUGGAGGCAGUUGGAAAAUCUGUAUUUCAGAGAAAAGAAGUUUUCGGUUGAAGUUCAUGACCCACGCAGGGCUUCUGUGACGAGGAGGACGUUUGGGCACAGUGGCAUUGCGGUGCAUACGUGGUACGCGUGCCCAGCAUUAAUCAAGUCCAUUUGGGCUAUGGCUAUUAGCCAGCACCAGUUCUACCUGGACAGGAAGCAGAGUAAGUCUAAAAUCCAUGCUGCACGAAGCCUGAGUGAGAUCGCUAUCGACCUGACUGAGACGGGCACACUGAAGACCUCCAAGCUAGCCAACAUGGGGAGCAAAGGGAAGAUCAUCAGCGGCAGCAGCGGGAGCCUCCUGUCUUCAGGUUCUCAGGAAUCGGAUAGCUCCCAGUCCGCCAAGAAAGACAUGCUGGCUGCCUUGAAGUCCCGGCAGGAAGCGCUGGAGGAAACGCUGCGCCAGCGGCUGGAGGAGCUCAAGAAACUCUGCCUGCGAGAAGCUGAGCUGACAGGCAAACUGCCUGUUGAAUAUCCACUGGACCCGGGGGAGGAACCACCCAUUGUUCGAAGAAGAAUUGGGACCGCCUUUAAGCUGGAUGAACAGAAAAUCCUGCCCAAGGGAGAGGAAGCCGAGCUGGAACGCCUGGAACGAGAGUUUGCCAUUCAAUCCCAGAUUACGGAGGCUGCCCGCCGCCUCGCCAGUGACCCCAACGUCAGCAAAAAGCUGAAGAAACAAAGGAAAACCUCCUAUCUGAAUGCCCUGAAAAAGCUGCAGGAGAUUGAGAAUGCCAUCAACGAGAACCGCAUCAAGUCUGGGAAGAAACCCACCCAGAGGGCCUCGCUCAUCAUUGAUGAUGGAAAUAUUGGCAGUGAAGACAGUUCCCUCUCCGAUGCCCUUGUUCUGGAGGAUGAGGACUCUCAGGUCUCCAGCACACUGUCCCCCUUACAGUCUCCUCACAAGGGACUUCCUCCUCGGCCACCAUCAUCGCAUAACAGGCCCCCUCCUCCCCAGUCCCUGGAGGGACUGAGGCAAAUGCACUAUCACCGCAACGACUAUGACAAGUCACCCUUAAAGCCCAAAAUGUGGAGUGAGUCCUCGUUAGAUGAGCCGUAUGAGAAAGUCAAGAAACGGUCCUCCCACAGUCAUUCCAGCAGCCACAAGCGUUUCCCCAGCACAGGGAGCUGUGCCGAAGCAGGAGGGGGAAGCAGCUCUCUCCAGAACAGCCCCAUCCGCAGCCUCCCUCACUGGAACUCGCAGUCUAGCAUGCCGUCCACACCAGACCUGCGUGUACGGAGUCCCCACUACGUUCAUUCCACAAGGUCCGUGGACCUCAGCCCCACGCGCCUGCACAGCCUCGCCCUGCACUUUCGGCACCGCAGCUCCAGCCUGGAGUCCCAGGGCAAGCUCCUGGGCUCUGAGAAUGACACAGGGAGCCCUGACUUCUACACCCCGCGGACUCGUAGCAGCAAUGGUUCAGACCCCAUGGACGACUGCUCCUCCUGCACCAGCCACUCAAGCUCGGAGCACUACUACCCAGCGCAGAUGAACGCCAACUACUCCACCCUGGCAGAGGACUCGCCCUCCAAGGCGCGUGCCAGGCAGCGGCAGAGACAGCGGGCGGCGGGCGCGCUGGGCACAGCGAACUCGGGCAGCAUGCCCAACCUGGCCGCUAGGGGGGUCGGCGGCGGGAACCCACCUGGCGUCUACCUGCACAGCCAGAGCCAACCCAGCUCGCAGUACCGCAUCAAAGAGUACCCUCUGUACAUCGAGGGGGGCGCCACGCCCGUGGUUGUGCGCAGCCUGGAGAGCGACCAGGAGGGCCACUACAGCGUGAAGGCCCAGUUCAAGACCUCCAAUUCCUACACCGCGGGCGGCCUGUUCCGGGAGAGCUGGAGGGCCAGUGAGGAGGGCGACGCCGGCCGCCUGACGCCAUCGCGCUCGCAGAUCCUGGGAACCCCCUCACUGGGCCGCGAGUGCGCCCACGACAAGGGCACGGGGCGCACCGCGGUGUCCGAUGAGUUGCGCCAGUGGUACCAGCGCUCCACAGCCUCGCACAAGGAGCACAGCCGCCUGUCGCACACCAGCUCCACCUCCUCUGACAGUGGCUCCCAGUACAGCACCUCCUCCCAGAGCACCUUCCUGGCCCACAGCAGAGUCACCAGGAUGCCCCAGAUGUGCAAGGCCACGUCAGCUGCCUUACCUCAAAGCCAGAGAAGCUCAACGCCAUCCAGUGAAAUUGGAGCAACGCCCCCAAGCAGUCCCCACCACAUUCUAACCUGGCAGUCUGGGAGCUAUAGUGACAGCUGUUUCCUGGACUCCCCCCUGUAUCCAGAGCUCGCUGACGUCCAGUGGUACGGCCAGGAGAAAGCCAAGCCGGGGACCCUCGUGUGA